UGUAAGUUGGAUCAGGUGGCAAAAAUGCUAAUUUUGAAGCAAUUUUCCCUGGACAAGGUGGACAGCAGAAGAGGCAACACAGCUCACUAAAUGAAAGAUUAUUCAUCUUCUGCACCUGAGGGCCGCAGCCAAAGCGUCAGGCAGAAAGGGCCGGGAGAGAACCUCUGCCGCCGCGCUGUCCUCUACAAGGCGCGAUCCGCGCUGCUGCCGCCGCCCGACUCUCCCGGCCUGCGGGCGGGCCCGGCCAAAGAGCGGGGACGAGGGCGGCAGCCCCCGGCGCCGGGACGAGGAAGGACGGCGGCGCCCAAGGGGGCCGGCUCGAGCUCCCGAGUCUCGCCUCGCGCCGGCCCUGCUCCUCCACACGGGUUCGCGUUCUGCUGA
Molecule: messenger RNA, 381 nt
Organism: Balaenoptera acutorostrata (minke whale)
Lineage: Eukaryota; Metazoa; Chordata; Mammalia; Artiodactyla; Balaenopteridae
Product: myosin IC heavy chain-like
Exons: 2
Coding region: 91-381 (96 amino acids)
Source: RefSeq, a predicted model, not a curated record